This is a messenger RNA of Oncorhynchus gorbuscha (pink salmon), 2280 nucleotides long. Its product is annotated as zinc finger matrin-type protein 3-like. NCBI's taxonomy places the organism in Eukaryota, Metazoa, Chordata, Actinopteri, Salmoniformes, Salmonidae. The coding region runs from base 213 to 1298 and encodes 361 amino acids. The transcript has 6 exons. The record is from RefSeq and is a predicted model, not a curated record. Gene Ontology annotation, molecular function: nucleic acid binding; zinc ion binding.
AAACUCACAAACAUGUUUUUCAAAGACCCGCCUUUUCCUAAAUGUUUUACAUAUAUUUUUACUAUUGUCUGGGGGUUUGAUUAUGAUAGGCUUUAGUCUACUAAAAUGUAGCGAUUUAUUUUUUCACAUAGUGUAUAUCCCCCACAGCUCUCUGCUCGUGACACUGAAAACUCACCCCUCCUCUUCUCUGGUGAAAGCAAGGACCAGAGUCUAUGCUGAAGCCUUCACUGAGCCUAUUUGGCCAGCAGCAGCCACUGUUCCAGCCAAUGCCUCCUACACAUACCCUUGGACCCCCUCCACAGACCCUUGGACCCCCUCCACAGACCCUCGGACCCCCUCCACAGACCCUCGGACCCCCUCCACAGACCCUUGGACCCCCUCCACAGACCCUCGGGCCCCCUCCACCAGUAGUAGUGACCCCAGAUCCCCACCGUUUCCCCCUCUCCAGUCCUCUGUCUGCCAAACCUCCCACUCACAUCCAGCUGGUGCAGGGGCCCCCCUGCCCUGUCCCACCCCCCACUGCCCAGGCGACCCUCAACAGCAGGCCCCAGGAGAAAGAUGCUCAGAUCGGGGCCACAGACCAGGACGCUACCUUGGAGGAGCUGUGUAAGCCUCUGUACUGCAAACUGUGCAACGUCACCCUCAACUCUGCUCAGCAGGCACAGGCCCACUACCAGGGAAAAAACCACAGUAAGAAGCUGAGAAAUUUCUAUGCAGGCAGCCAGCAGCCACCUGCCAUCAGGAUUCCGGAGGUAAUAGAGCCACUUUCCCAGCAGCUCUUCAUGACUCCACCAACUGACAGUGCAACUCCCAAACAGCCGGUGUCAUUCAUGGGUGCCAGCAGGGUGAUCUUAGCCACGGAGAACGACUACUGCAAGCUGUGUGAUGCCUCGUUCAGCUCCCCUGCCGUGGCUCAGGCACACUACCAGGGCAAGAACCAUGCCAAGAGACUGCGGCUGGCUGAGGCCCAGCAAAGCAGUAGCAUCCUAGAGUCGACUGAGUGUGUCCAGAGGCGUCCGAGGAAAGAGGGGAGCGAGUACAGGUUUAUCAAGAACCGUAGGACCCCACAGGUGCCUAUUGCCGUGCCAGGCCCCUACUACAACCCCCGGCCCAGGCAGAGGAUCCCCAGGGACCUGGCCAUGUGUGUGACGCCCAGCGGCCAGUUCUACUGCUCCAUGUGCAAUUCUGGGGCCAGCGAGGAGGCCGACUUCCGCCUUCACCUGGAGAGCAAACAGCACAAGAGCAAGGUGUCGGAGCAGCGCUACCGCAGCGAGAUGGAGAAUCUGGGCUACACUUAGGAGGGCAGUGCCGCAGCACAGGGGAGGAGAGGGGAUGGAGGGUGAGGGAGGGGGAGACAACGACUAUCUUCAUCAUGCACUGUACGCUAGAGGCCAGUAGAAUGGGUAGAGACUAUGUUCUGCAGCAAACUAAAAUGUGUGGAAGAGGAGGGUACAUUUAUGUAAUUUAUAUACAUAAACCACUCUUCCACUCUUUUCCUUAAUGUGUAUAAGUUAUUGAUCUUCUGUUCCUGUUUUAGUUUGUUAAUGUAGUGUACAUAUUUGAAUGACAUUUCUAGAAAUCUUUUAAGGUGUGCACAGAAUGUCCACCUGCUGGUACACUUGUGGAUGUUUCACUCUUGCUUGAUUCUGUUUGCCUGUACUGACCCAAGCCUGUGUGUGAUUACCAUGCAUUUUGCAUCUCAGAUGAAACCAGGGAUUUGUCCAUAUUUCACGCUGAAUUUGACCCAUAGUAGGCCUACAUGAAGAACCCACCAUGCUGUGGGGUAUAUUGGUGAAGAUUUGAUCUCACAAUCGGUUUUCUUUCCCCCGGUUUAAACCUUGUUAUGACUAGGUCCAGGGACAAUACCAGUAUUGCGAUACUUGUUAAUAGCUUGGCAAGGAAACAAAAAAUGAAGUGGGUUAAACUUCUUUAGGAAAACAACCCUAAUGUUGGAAACAAACAUCAUUAUGUUGUCAACCAGAGUCACAUUUAUUUAUUUCCAAGCUAUAGCACAUAAUAUUUUAUUUACGGCAGGUUUUUAAAUGACCAAAGAGUUUGGUCUGCUUUGUGUUUUCAUGUUUGCCACUGAAAAAAUAUUGCUAUACUGGUAUUGUCACAGCCCUAGUUAUUACUUGAGUUUCAGUAGCUUGACAUCUCUACACUACAGUAUAUGGACAUCCCUUCAAAUGAGUGGAUUCUGCUAUUUCAGCCACACCCAUUGCUGACAGGUGUAUAAAAUCAAGCACACUGCAAUCUCCAUAGAAAAACAUUGACAGUAGA